Molecule: messenger RNA, 1895 nt
Organism: Pecten maximus
Lineage: Eukaryota; Metazoa; Mollusca; Bivalvia; Pectinida; Pectinidae
Product: eukaryotic translation initiation factor 3 subunit L-like
Exons: 19
Coding region: 75-1685 (536 amino acids)
Biological process (GO): translational initiation
Cellular component (GO): eukaryotic translation initiation factor 3 complex; cytoplasm
Molecular function (GO): translation initiation factor activity; protein binding
Source: RefSeq, a predicted model, not a curated record
AUGAUAUCCCGACACGGAACUCUUUUUUCUUUGGAGGUAAAUAUUAUUUGGUCUGUCGGCCCAAGAUAAACGCCAUGUGGAGCGAGGAAUUCAAUCCAGAACAGUAUUAUCCAGCUUACCCUGGUGGUGAAUAUGAACACACCGGGGACCCCAGACAGGACCUAGAAUAUGAAAGACAGUACCAGGCACAAACCUACAUUAUCCCAGAUGGCAUCAAGAGCUUUUUUGAAUAUUUUCAUAAAAGUGUCCAUGAACAGAACAUUUUUGAAAUACAAAAUGCCUACGAGAACGGGUUUAACAAACUUACAGACAAGUUUUUUAAGACAUCUCCAUGGCCAGAUGCUGAAGUUGUGGCACCAAUUGUUGGAAAUGACCAUAUCUUCCUGAUCUUGUACAAAGAACUGUACUACAGACAUAUUUAUGCCAGGGUUCAGAAUGGGCCUUCCUUGGAACAAAGAUUUGAAUCCUACUACAACUACUGUAAUUUAUUUAACUACAUCUUGAAUGCUGAGGGUCCGGUUCCAUUGGAGCUACCUAACCAGUGGCUGUGGGAUAUCAUUGAUGAAUUCAUCUACCAGUUCCAGUGUUUCAGCAUCUACCGCUGUAAAGUCUCGAAAAAGUCUGAGGAAGAAAUUGCCUUUCUCCGUGCAAAUCCCAAGAUAUGGAAUGUACACAGUGUACUGAAUGUUCUACACUCUUUGGUGGAGAAGUCGAGCAUCAACAGACAGCUGGAGGUCUAUACAAGUGGAGGUGACCCAGACAGUGUGGCGGGCGAGUUUGGACAACACUCCCUGUAUAAAAUGUUGGGAUACUUCAGUCUUAUUGGACUGCUGAGGCUGCAUUCACUCCUUGGGGACUACUACCAGGCUCUUAAGUGUCUGGAGUGUAUCGACUUCAACAAAAAGAACAUGUAUUCGCGAGUGCCUGCCUGUCAAAUCACUACUUUCUAUUAUGUGGGCUUUGCCUACCUGAUGAUGAGGCGUUACCAGGAUGCCAUUCGUACUUUCUCUAACAUCCUACUGUACAUCCAGAGGACAAAACAAAUGUUCCAGACCAGGGCUCAGCUCUACGAUCAGAUCUCCAAGAUGAAUGAUAAGAUGUACACCCUGCUGGCUAUCUGCCUUGUCCUCCACCCAAUGCGUAUUGAUGAGAGCGUCCACUCACAGCUCAGGGAGAAAUUUGCUGACAAAAUGUUGCGCAUGCAGAAAGGAGACCAGGAUGAGUUCCAACAGAAUUUUUCAUUUGCCUGUCCUAAGUUUCUGUCACCAGUACCACCAAACUACGAUGCCAUGGCUGUCAUCAACCAUAAGGAGCCAUUCCAGCUCCAGCUGAAAGUUUUCCUGGAGGAAGUAAGACAGCAGAUAGUGUUACCCACCAUACGAAGCUAUUUGAAGCUUUACACUACUUUACCACUGGCAAAACUAGCUGUUUUCAUGGACAUGUCAGAGGAUGAACUUCGGACUCACUUGAUGUGCUUCAAGCACAAGAUGAAAAACUUGGUGUGGACAAAAGGAACAAGUGGUCUUGAUGGCGAGUUCCAGUCAGCUUCUGAAGUAGACUUCUACAUUGACAAGGACAUGAUCCACAUCGCAGACACCAAAGUAGCUCGUCGCUACGGAGAUUUCUUCAUCAGACAGAUCCACAAAUUUGAGGAGAUUACAAAGAACUUGAAGCUGGUAAAAUAGAUGGAGGAUAAAGGGACAGUUCACAGCUGGACAAACGUUUUAAGUGCUGAACUAGACUUACCUACACAAGUGAUAACAAAAACAAUGGUCUGCAUAGCGUUUCUGUAUUAAAGAUCUGAUGAUUUGUCAAUUCUACACUUGGAAGAAGAUAACAACCGUGUAUAAGGACAUUGAAUGACAGAAUAAUAUAAAGUACAGUACCUCUCCAUA